ACUCCAUACUCAAUCCUCCUUCAUUCUCUCCAAUCCUCACAUAACAACACCCACUGAACUCCCUCCCUCCAAAAGAUAAGUCAAGAGAUAAAAAAAAAUGAAAAUCCUCCUCUCCGGCGCCGGCAUAACCACCAACGCCCUGGCCUCUCUCCUCACGCAUCAAGGCCACAAACUCACUAUCCUCGAACGCGCCCCCUGUCUCCGCGCCACAGGCCUACAAAUCGACCUGCGCGGCCCCGGCAUCGAAGUCCUGCACCGAAUGGGGCUGGCAGAGACGCUGCGGAAAAAGACCAUUCGCGAAGAAGGUAUCCAAGUCGUUGAUCAGUCGGGAAGACGGAGGGGGUGGUUUCCUGUUUCGAGAGCGGAUGAUACCAAAAAGGAUAAGGGGAAGGGAAAGACGAGUCUGACUACCGAGUGGGAGAUCAUGAGGGGGGAUUUAUGUCGGGUUUUGUAUGAUUCUGCUCUUUCUACUGCCUCUGGUAUGGGGAGAGGGGAGAUGGAAAGGGAAGGGAAGGGACAAGUCGAGUACCGCUUCUCCACCAGCAUCCAAGCGCUGAAGGAAGACGCAAACGGCGUGGACGUGCAGUUCUCAACCGGACAGCAGGAACGCUUCGAUCUGGUGAUCGGAGGCGAUGGCCAGAACUCCAAGGUCAGGGAGCUUUUACUCGCUCAGACCCGGAGCCAGGACUUGGACCAGGGCGAGGGAGGAGAUCCAUUCAAGCCCCUUGGCGUGUAUGCUGGGCUGUUCACCACCUCCUGGCCUCUUCCUACCCCUGACACCACUCCAUCAUCACCACCCUCCCAACUAUCCAACCAAAUGAACACCCAAGACAACAAACUCAUCGGAACAGUCUACCUCUCCACCUCUCGCCGCGCCAUCUUCCUGCGUCGCCACCGCCCCGACAGAGUGCAGGUGUAUCUCUUCGCGCGCAGCGACAGCCCUGCCUUCGCGGAUCUGCGACGCGGACACAUGCACCCCGCGCAGGAGAAGGCGCUCAUGAUGGAUCAUUUCCAGGACGCGGGGUGGGAGGCGCCUCGGUUGAUGAGGGCGCUGGAGGAGGCGGAGGACUUUUACUGCGAGAGGAUCGGGUGGGUGAGGUUAGGGGGGUGGUCGAGAGGGAGGAUCGUUCUCGUCGGCGACGCGGCGUACGCGCCCUCCGUGACGACAGGCAUGGGGACCACGGCGGGGGUGGUCGGCGCUUAUGUGCUGGCUGGGGAGAUCGGGAGGUAUUGUUCUCCCAAGUCCUCCUCUAGGGCUGAGUCGGAGGCGGAGACUAGGUCUGGAUCUGGAUCUGAGGCAAUUCAGACUGCCGUCCGAGAGUACGAGCGCAAGCUGCGGCCGUUCAUCGACUACAUCCAGAAAGAUCUGUCCGAGGGGUCGAGUGCGUGGGAUCGGCUGCCGCGGACGAGGUUCGGGGUCGGCGUGUGGAAUGUCAUGGUGGGUGUGAGUUCGUGGUUGAGGCUGGAUGAGUUUGGGAGUUGGGUGAAAGAGGAUAAGGGCGAGGAGUCGUGGAAGUUGCCGGAUUAUGAGGUUGAUAAUAGUGAUUGACUCAGGGUUGG
Messenger RNA from Aspergillus steynii IBT 23096, 1560 nucleotides. Its product is annotated as putative FAD-binding monooxygenase. Gene Ontology annotation, molecular function: FAD binding. The record is from RefSeq and is a predicted model, not a curated record. NCBI's taxonomy places the organism in Eukaryota, Fungi, Ascomycota, Eurotiomycetes, Eurotiales, Aspergillaceae. The coding region runs from base 98 to 1549 and encodes 483 amino acids. The transcript has 2 exons.